AAUGACAAAUAAAUUAAUAGCAAUCUUCCCCGGAUAAUAGUCAUCUUCUUCAGAGGCCAUCGAGUCCAUCAACAUUGUAGCUUUCGUACAACAAGAAUUAAUGGCAGAAGUUGCAAAACUCCCAAUCAUAGACCUUUCCUCACUUGAUCGCAUUUCAACUGCCAAUUCUAUCCGUCAGGCAUGUAUAGAGUGUGGCUUUUUUUAUGUGGUUAAUCAUGGAGUUGAAGAAGAGUUACAAGAACAAGUUUUUGAAGAAAGCAAGCAAUUUUUCUCUCUGAAAUUAGACGAUAAAAUGAAAUUGCUUCGCAAAGAACAUCGAGGUUACUCACCGUUGUAUGCAGAGAAUCUUGAUCCGUCUACAUGUCGGAAAGGUGAUUCAAAAGAAAGCUUUUAUGUUGGUCCUCUACAUAGAAAUGACCUCAAUCAAUGGCCACCGCAGGAGCUUCUCCCUUCUUGGAGACCAACAAUGGAAUCUUACCAUCACAAACUUCUGUCUGUUGGCAAGAGAAUAAUCUCAUUGAUUGCUCUGUCUUUGAAAUUGGAAGAAGAUUACUUUGAGAAAAUAGGAGUUUUUGACGAACCAGAAGGAUAUAUUCGUCUCCUGCGUUAUCCAGGUGAAAAAAGUGAUUCUGAUGAAGAACUCUACGGUGCUUAUUCACAUUCGGACUACGGAAUGAUCACUAUUCUAGCCACAGAUGGAGUCCCAGGACUUCAGGUUUGUAGAGAAAAGUUGAAGAAACCACUAAUAUGGGAAGAUGUGUUGCACCUGAAAGGGGCAUUUAUAGUAAACAUUGGCGAUAUGAUUGAGAGGUGGACUAAUUGCUUGUUCAGGUCGACUCAGCAUAGAGUGAUGCCAACUCUGCCACGCUACUCUAUUGCAUUCUUCUUAGAUCCUAAUCCAGAUUGCAUUGUCAAGUGUCUAGAAAGUUGUUGCAGUGAAGUAAACCCACCCAAAUAUCCCCCAAUUUGCUCCGGCGACUAUUUCCGUGAGCGGUUCAGGAUCUCAUACGGCUCGGAGUGACGGCGGCCGAGGCAGAAAAAUAGCUACUACAUAUUCUGGCAUUGUGU
Molecule: messenger RNA, 1068 nt
Organism: Mercurialis annua (annual mercury)
Lineage: Eukaryota; Viridiplantae; Streptophyta; Magnoliopsida; Malpighiales; Euphorbiaceae
Product: 2-oxoglutarate-Fe(II) type oxidoreductase hxnY-like
Exons: 11
Coding region: 101-1021 (306 amino acids)
Source: RefSeq, a predicted model, not a curated record